CGUACAAAGAAAUUGUAUGCAUUUGAACCAAAUAACAUGUCAGAUUAUGAAAAUCUUGAUGAUCAUAUUUGGUCAGAUCAUAAAAUUGAUGAAAGAGCUUCUAAUUACUUUGCUGUUUUAUUAAUGGCUAGUUUCAAAAGAACUCAAAGACAUAAAAAAGUGGAGCUAAGGAAGGCUGCACAAAAUACCCGGUCAAUCACUACUUACUUAGCUCCUGCCUUAACGACUUCUACUUUCAAAUCAUCUACAGAAUCAAUAGAGAUGGAAUCAAUCGAGGUGGAAUCAAUAGGGGUGGAAUCAGCAGAAAUGGAAUUGAUAGAAGUGGAAUCAGCAGAAAUGGAAUUGAUAGAAGUGGAAUCAACAGCAGAUUUAUUUGCAGAAAUUGAUCUUGAUGAGAGAACGAAAAUGAGGUUGGCAAUUGAGGAGUUGGAGAGGACAUUAAAAAAGGAUGACAAUCAAAUGGAUAAAGGUGUAAGGGUUCGUCUGCAAGCGUCAUUGCAAUAUUUACGAUUAAGGUACCAGGGUCAGACUAGAAUAAGUGCAAGCACGAUGAUUGCCAGUUCAUUAGGAUGGGGAGAUUAUAAAGCACAAUAUAUUGCCGCAUGGGCUCAAAAUUGGAUAAAAUGGCGAAAACUUCCAAAAGAGAACCAUGGUAAAUUCACAAAAGUAUCAAGCCUUCUUGAUGAUGAGAGAAUAUCCAUGAAGGUAUUGAAAGAAAGAAAACUAUAUGUGAGAAAAUGGCAUAGAGAUGGCUUAAAAAACUGGGCUAGCAUUGAAUUGGAGCCCGUUCUUGUUGAAUAUGAUGACAAAAAUCUCUCUAAGUUCGUAAAGAAAGAUAUUUCUUCUGAACAAAAGCGACAUUGUGUAAUAACACAUGAUGAGACGACAUUAAAUGCGAAUAAUAAUAAAAAAACAGGAUGA
Messenger RNA from Racocetra persica, 921 nucleotides. Lineage: Eukaryota; Fungi; Glomeromycota; Glomeromycetes; Diversisporales; Gigasporaceae. The record is from the annotation of a GenBank genome assembly.